AUGGUCCGCCUGACCGUGCUCGUUAGGUGUGGCCUUGGCUUUUACGUUGCCGUCCACCCAUGGUUGACGGGCUCCGGCUACGUGAAGGUUGGGUGCACAGCGGACUUUACCCGCCGCCUAGAAAUGGCUUCGUUCACAACGUGCUUCACACCCGAAUGGUCGUACUACGCUGUUUUCCGUUGUGAAAGCAUGAAAGAGGCGUUCCUCCUUGAACAAGCUGUGCUGUUUCUGUUCAAAGAAAGGCGCGUCCCACAGCGAGAGCUUAUAAAAGGCGAUGCGCAAGAUGUUACCGAGGGUGCCCGACGUGUUUGUAGCACGCUCAACUUAAACGCACUGGUGAACAUGGCACCCGUUUAUAUUGAAAAGAACAGCUUACCACCCGACUAUGCGAGCAGUGGACGGAUCUCGACUGAGAAAAACUCCCGGCGUGAGGCGGAGGCUCCGAAAUUGCACACCCUGGAAAAGUACAUGGGAUCACUGGAAAAGCUUCGUGAGUCCAUGGUUUCUCUCAAUUCUCCAUGUGAUGCACCGACUGACGAUGAUAUUUUCAACAGUGUUGAGACAGGAGACGGGGAAGACUAUGAAAUUGGCUGUGAUUUUGAGGUUGUGGAUGCGUUGGGAGAAGAGACGUUUAGUUUGGCGGCGCUUCGUCCGUAUCAAAAGGAUGCUGUAGCUCGUUGCCUUGAGCAGCUCGAUAGUUGUGGCGCCACAAUUUGUCAAAUGGCGUGCCGUUGCGGGAAGACCCCAGUGGCAUAUGAUCUCAUUCGUCGGCACUUGGAGAUGAAACCAAAUUCCAUCAUUCUUUACCUGGUUCCAGGCCUUGCGCUUUUGCGGCAGACAGCUCGGAAGCUUUAUAGCUAUGGUUUGAAGGAUGUUCCAUUUCUUCUUAUAGGGUCAGACAGCGGAAGCAUAUUCAUGGGGGACGGCUGUGUUCGUAACAUGACGACUGACGCUGAAUUGAUUAGGAGCACCAUCAGCUCAUGUGCCUCACAUUUGAUUGUUAUUAGCACAUAUCAGUCUUCGCACAUAAUCUCAAAAAUGCCAAAUUUUGCACUCACCGUAUUUGAUGAAUGUCACCGCGUUUGUGGGAGUGACUUACCCACUAAUUUCAAUAACGUCCUCCUCCAACCUCGCUGCGGACGGAGAUUAUUCCUCACUGCAACACCAGCAUACGAUACGCCACUAAAAAUGGACAACACGUAUCUGUUUGGUGACAUAGCGUAUCGGUACUAUUUGCGGGAGGGCAUCGACGCUGGUUACGUGAACCCUUUUGCGGUGCGAAUUGUAUUGGGCGAGAGCAUGGAUGACAUGAAUCCAUACUUUUAUGAAGCUAUGAAUACCGUGGACAAGAUGAUCGUCUACUGUAGGUGCAUUGAGCACGCGACAAAGCUUGCGGCGGAUCUGAAGCAUCCCCUCCCUGAUGAUAUAACGCCCUUCGAUGUGUUGCUCGCCCAUUCUCGGAUGGGGAGCGCCGCCGUUGCUAGUGUUUUGAGAGAUUUUUCAGCAUCCAGACGUUGCCUAUUGCUAAACGUUCGUUUACUCCAGGAAGGGGUGGAGAUUCCCGACCUCAACGCCGUAUUUUUUGCCGCCCCGCGCUACAGCUCCCGUGACAUUGUUCAGAGUAUAUGCCGACCGCUCAAUAAAAUGGAAAACAAGCCCAUUUCCUACGUGUUCCUUCCCGCCACCAUCAACAAGAGGCUGCCGGAAGAUCACCCCGUCAAUCUGGAGAAGUUUUCCACGCUUGUCCCCUUUACAGAUGCUUUGAUGGACGAAGAUCCGCUGCUGUUUGAGUAUUUGAUUGACCCUCAUAAAGUGUCCUACGACGUUGAUGUCGUGGGUGUGAGGUCCCUCAAGCUGUCAUCUGAACGGCUACGAAGGUUCGUUCUUCCCGCCAUCAGGCGUGGGGUGCGCUACUCAAGCCAGAACACGGAUCGAUUGCACCGCGCGACGCGACUUCCGUGGAAGAAUGCCUUCAACGAAAUGAAACGCAUUGUGCUAGAGUGCAAUAGAUAUCCCAAAACAAACGAUGCUUGGGUUAUUGGAAAGAAAUCGGUUUCAAUGGCUCUCUUUUACCGUUACUGCCGAAAGGGAUACCGUCAGUACUUGGACAAAGAACCCUCCUGUUUGAGGAUGCACCAAAUACGCGACCUGGAAUCACUCCCUCUGUGGCGGACUUACGGACUCCACGGUCCAUACCCGUGGGAGGAGUGUUUGAAUACUCUUCGCGAGUAUCUGGAGGCCCAUGGAAGUGUGCCUCCACUCGACGUGCACAAGGGCGGCUACAUUGGGCUGGAUGCGACCCCGUUCGAGAGGCUCUGCGGUGUGCUGAUGCACGUUAACCAGUGCGAUGCAUGCACCAAACUGCGACUAGACCCCGCCAAGCAGAAGCAGCUCGACAGGCUCUGCAAACCUUUCGGGCUCAAAUGGAAGAAAGGACGUGACAAGGAUGGAAAGAUUCUCCCAGGGGAAGCUACCUUCAUCACAGACUCGUAUGAUCGCUUUAAAGCGCUCUACGAGGACCGUCAGAAGAACAACUUCCAGGAGUAUCUAGACACUCACUUUCCUGGUUAUCCCUUGAAGCAUGAACGUAUGGAAGACCCGCGGAACUUAAGAAAGGAUCGUGUGCCCCCACGGCACGUGUCGAGGGACGAAGUUACCAACCCUCGUAAGGCGGGAAAGGUCAUGUGUAGGGUUUGCCGCCGAAACGUUGCAGUGCGCGUGUGGGAACAGCACUUAAAGAGCAAGGCCCAUCGACAAAACAUGAAAUGA
Molecule: messenger RNA, 2769 nt
Organism: Trypanosoma brucei brucei TREU927
Lineage: Eukaryota; Euglenozoa; Kinetoplastea; Trypanosomatida; Trypanosomatidae
Product: helicase
Exons: 1
Coding region: 1-2769 (922 amino acids)
Biological process (GO): transcription initiation at RNA polymerase II promoter; nucleotide-excision repair
Cellular component (GO): transcription factor TFIIH holo complex; nucleotide-excision repair factor 3 complex; transcription preinitiation complex
Molecular function (GO): ATP binding; hydrolase activity; 3'-5' DNA helicase activity
Source: RefSeq, a predicted model, not a curated record